Molecule: messenger RNA, 1301 nt
Organism: Cercospora beticola
Lineage: Eukaryota; Fungi; Ascomycota; Dothideomycetes; Mycosphaerellales; Mycosphaerellaceae
Product: FAD-dependent oxidoreductase
Biological process (GO): D-amino acid catabolic process
Cellular component (GO): cytoplasm
Molecular function (GO): FAD binding; D-amino-acid oxidase activity
Source: RefSeq, a predicted model, not a curated record
GUAAUGAACAUAUCUGACAACCAUGGCGUCGCAGCAAUCGCACGUUAUUAUCAUUGGAGCCGGCGUGAUCGGUCUCUCCAACGCCGUGUUCUUAUCUGAAGCCGGCUAUAAAGUCACCAUCGUUGCAGCGCACGUACCAGGAGAUGAGAGCAUAGAAUAUACCUCACCAUGGGCCGGCGCACACUGGCGCACCCACGCCACAACCUCUGAACCCGAACUCUGCGACUGGGAUAUCCAGACUUUCAAAGAAUGGAACUCAUUGCUUGAAGCUGAAGCCAAAGAUCCCAAUUUACCGAAAUCUGGAAUUAAAAUGCAAGAUUCGAUUCAUUAUUGGGAUGGGCCGAUUGCAGAGGAUUUGUGGUGGAAGGAACAUGUAGAAGGGUAUAGAGAGCUUGAGAAGGAGGAUGAAUGGAUGAGAGAGGUGAAUGAUGGACGACCGAAGAAUGCUCCAGAGGUGAAGUUUGCGGCUUUUUCGAGGGCGCAUAGUUUGGAUGCACCGGGGCAUUUGGUUUAUUUGCAGGAGAGGGCGAGGAGGGCUGGGGCUCUGAUAUUUCAGUCGAAGUUACCUGUUGAUGGUGGUUUGAAGAAGGCGUUAGAAGCGGCUGAGGGGAUCUCGAAGGCGAUCGGACGUGGGAGUGUGGAUGUUUUUGUUAAUUGUACGGGACUUGGGGCGAAGAAGCUUUGUGGAGAUGAGGCGUUGUUUCCGAUUAGAGGGCAGACUGUGCUUGUGAAGGGUGAAGCGAAGGCUACGAGGACGAGAUAUCAUUCUGGUGUGACUGGGAAGGGGGAUACUUCGUAUUGUAUUCCGAGGCCGGGGACUGGGACUACGAUUUUGGGUGGUACGAAGGAGGUUGGGAAUUGGAGUUCGGAGCCGGAUGAGGCUGUGACGAAGAGGAUUCUGGAGAGAUGUUCUUGGAUGGUGCCAGAGUUGCUGACGGGUCCGGAUGGAAGCUUUGAGUUCAUUAGCACUCAGUGUGGAUUGAGACCUGGGAGACAAGGUGGGCCGAGGGUUGAGAGGGAGGUUGUGGGCGGAAGGAGAAUUGUCCAUUCUUAUGGCCACGCUGGAGCUGGAUGCCAGAACAGUGUUGGCAGUGCGAGGAAGGUGAUGAAGUUGGUUGAGGAGAGCCUUGGGCAGGUUGGGAGAAGAUCCAGACUAUGAACGACAGACAGAUGAGAUCAAGGCGACAAGUUCCAAAUUCUCAGGUGCUUCGUCCCGGGCUUGUGUACCAAGAUCGCAAGGGUAGUGAUGUGUUUUGACCAAUCAUGGUGAAGCAGCGCUAGUGAGUGUACGCUGUUGAAUG